Messenger RNA from Elaeis guineensis (African oil palm), 1638 nucleotides. Its product is annotated as ammonium transporter 2 member 5. The record is from RefSeq and is a predicted model, not a curated record. NCBI's taxonomy places the organism in Eukaryota, Viridiplantae, Streptophyta, Magnoliopsida, Arecales, Arecaceae. Gene Ontology annotation, molecular function: ammonium channel activity. Gene Ontology annotation, biological process: ammonium transmembrane transport. Gene Ontology annotation, cellular component: plasma membrane.
GAGGAGGAAAAAAAAAAAAGGCUCCGAAGGCCAAAGAAAGGAGAGGAGAAGAGAAUCGAGGAUGUCGGCCCCGGACUGGCUGAACUCCGGCGAUAACUCAUGGCAGCUGGUGGCGGCCACGCUCGUCGGCGUGCAGAGCGUCCCCGGGCUGGUGAUCCUCUACGGCAGCAUCGUGAAGAAGAAGUGGGCGGUGAACUCGGCCUUCAUGGCUCUGUACGCCUUCGCCACCGUCCUCAUCUGUUGGUCCGGUUGGGGUUUCCGCAUGGCCUUCGGCGACCUCAUGGUCCCCUUCUGGGGUCGCCCCGACCUCUCCGCCCUCGACCAGAAAUACCUCGUCGGCCAGGGCUUCACCGGCCUGUACCCGGCCGCCACGCUGGUCUACUUUCAGUUCGUGUUCGCCGCCAUCACCUUAAUUCUCAUCGCCGGGGCGCUGCUCGGGAGGAUGAACUUUAAGGCGUGGAUGAUGUUCGUGCCGCUGUGGCUGACCUUCUCGUAUACCAUCGGCGCCUUCAGCGUCUGGAGUCCCAAAGGCUUCUUGUUCAAGGCUGGUGUCAUGGACUUCGCCGGUGGCUUCGUCAUCCACCUCUCCUCCGGUGUCGCCGGAUUUACUGCUGCUUACUGGGUUGGCCCCAGAAUGGCGAAGGACCGGGAGAGAUUUCCGCCCAACAACAUCCUACUGACUCUGGCUGGAGCUGGCUUGUUAUGGAUGGGAUGGACUGGGUUCAAUGGUGGGGCUCCCUACGCAGCCAACCUCGAUGCAUCCAUAGCUAUCAUCAACACUCAUGUUUGCACUGCCGCCAGCCUUCUGGUCUGGCUUUCCCUUGACAUGCUUUUCUUCGGCAAACCCUCGGUGAUCGGUGCCGUUCAGGGCAUGAUCACUGGCCUUGUCUGCAUUACUCCAGCUGCAGGUCUAGUGCAAGGUUGGGCUGCCAUGGUUAUGGGCAUUCUGUCAGGAAGUAUCCCCUGGUUCACCAUGAUGGUGCUCCACAAGAAGAUCAAAUUGCUCAAGAAAGUCGACGACACGCUCGCCGUGUUCCACACGCAUGCUGUCGCCGGCAGCUUAGGUGGCAUCCUGACCGCCAUCUUCGCCGAUCCCAGCCUCAAUCAUCUAUUCUUUGGUGAUGACCCCAGAUACAUUGGGCUUGUCUAUGCUUUCAAGGAUGGCCGGGCUGCGGCGGGCUUUCGCCAAAUGGGCAUGCAGUUUGCCGGCAUAGCUUUCAUUGUGGCCAUCAAUGUUACCAUCACCACAGCGAUAUGCCUGCUGAUCAGGCUCUUGGUGCCUCUUAGGCUCAGUGAUGAGGAAAUGAUGAUUGGAGAUGAUGCCAUCCAUGGGGAGGAUGCAUAUGCUGUGUGGGGUGAUGGGGAGACAUACGAGAAUUCCAUCCAUGGACUGGGGAAUAUAUCCGUUGCCAAGGCUGAUGAGAUGAUAUGAGGGCUUUAGGAUGUGGUGGUGGUAGAUUGAAAAAAGGGAGCUGUCCUCGGUAUCUCUAUCAUGGCUAUUAAACUAAAGAGAUUAUACAAGUUGUGAACUACAUAUUCUUGUUGAAUUUAGGAUGGUUUUUUAUGCAUUUGUAAAAGUUGGUCAUGUGACAUUGUUUUACCUUGCAGUUUAAUACUUAAAUCACUUUAGCCAUUAAA